Molecule: messenger RNA, 4501 nt
Organism: Orbicella faveolata
Lineage: Eukaryota; Metazoa; Cnidaria; Anthozoa; Scleractinia; Merulinidae
Product: melanocyte-stimulating hormone receptor-like
Source: RefSeq, a predicted model, not a curated record
UGGCUUUUUCCAAGAUCCGAAAAAAAGCUCCCGCAAAAAUUUUCUCCGCAAAAAUUUACUCCCUUUUAUACAUUCAAAACUCACAUGUAGAAUCGUUUUGGUGCCAUUUACUUAAAACUUUUCUUCUUCAGAAACAAAACGAUGAAAUUAGAAUCAAAACGUUCAGAAAUAAAAUGCUCAAAUUUCCUUCGGUACACUACAGGACGUGUUAUAAUGCAUCAACCGAUACCAUAGUUAUUGCUGGUCAAUUGCAGAAGCAAUCAGUCACACUAGGGCUAAAUGAAAUUGUACUGACUGAGUGACACUGUUUACCGUGUUUUACACAUACUAUUAUCUCACUGGAUGUUGUUUCACUUCUCGAUUGCAAGUAGUCAAAUAAAAAAACGAAAAUGUCCAAUUUCAAUUAAACGCAGCUUCCUGAAAAUCGCAAAAAUAAAUACCCAGCAAGAAAAUCAGUCUUUUAUUAUCGCAAAAAUUAGUUCCCGCAAAACACAAAUACUCGCCGAUCGGCAAAAUUAAACCCCCUCAAAAGUUAAGGGUCACACAGUAUUUUACAUUUUAUUUAAAGCAUGAGAUAUAAUAUGAGCGUCGCGCUGCGUACUAGCGUACUUGCGUCAAUGGGGGCAAGUGAACGAAUCACCAGGAACUGAUUCGCGCUGACUGGUUUUCUCUUCAUCUUGUAUCAGUAUCAUUUCUGUCCAUGAAAUAAAGCAAGUAAGAACAGAUUAAAGCUUUAAGUUGGCUUUGACAAAGAGCCGCGGAGACCCUCUUGAGAUGGAGCUGAUGGAGUUCUAACCUGUGUGACAAUCUGUUUUGGUAAACGGUCGUAAAUACUGAAGUCCCAAAAAACUUAACGCAACCCUCACAUAAAAAUUAAGAGACCACAUUAGCCGAUUAAAAACUAUCAUAUAAUGCGCACUUCCCGAGAAUAAGCAAAUAGGUAUAAUUCGCAAGAAUUGAUUAUCAAUAAGAGUUAGAUCGAGUCUGAUCGAAUUGUAUUCCUAAAACGACUGGAAGUGAAAAUGCCCUCCUGUUUACUUUACCUAGCAUUACGCCUGCAUUUUACACGGUUUGGUUUAGCCGUGGGUUUCUCCGCGCUCUCAGCCAAGUGACAUUAGGCAAGCCAAAAGGGCCUUUUGAUUCAAUUCUCUUGACAAGCUCAUCUGAAGUUCUCAAAAUUGCGUUAAGUUAUCGUUGUUGAGGCAUCUAAGCAUUUAGCUGUUAUAAAAUCACUAUUAUAAAAUUAUAUAUAAACUUCACACGCUUUAUCGAUAUAGUUCUUGAAACUUGCGGUACAAUUUGAGAUUUCUGCCAUGCGCCACAACACGACAAUUUACUUAAUAGUGCGUUGUAUUCGAACCACAGCACGUGCAAUGAAGCUAUAAUAUCCAAUUUUUUUGGAAGAAAUGAAAUCAAAACUUUUGUAAUACCAAAAUGAUUUAAUGAUGUUCUAGAUACCCAAAAUUUGGCGUUAAAACAUGGCAUUCUCAAUUUCGCCCAAGCCUUUGGUCGGCACUUCUCAAUUAUUAAUAUUGCGAUAAAUUUAUUUAGAUGUUUCUUUGGAAAAAAUUACUGUAAUCUCCAAAAUGGAACUGAUUAAGUUCAGCCCACAUUUCGCAUCAACUGUUUUAUGUUUUCCGCCCAUACAAUUUAUAGCUUUUUCCGUCCUUUAUUCGCUUCGUAGCCCCCGAGAAUACGAAGUCGACGUUUAAAUAUAUAUCCCCAAAAAGGGAAAUACAGCAAUACAUAUUUCUACUUGGAUUCCAUUUGAAAAUUAAUCUUUUUCUCUUGACUAGCUCAUUUGCAAAAUUGAUAAAGAUAUCGAUAUUAAUAAAGAUAUCGUUAAUCCGCAAUCAUCUUCCGUUCUUCAAAAUAGAACUUCUUCUUUGACAUCCACCUGCGUUGUUUCCACGAAAACAGGUUUUGCUGAACAAGUGAAAACCUUCAAUAACUCAUAUAAAGCGGCCUCUUACGAACUCUCAGAAUCAAUUCAAUAAUAACGAAUCGCACGAAAACAGACCAUUUUAAUGUUAAGUGCUUUCCUUUCCGUCAACUUUAUCCUUCUCACCACACAUUUCCCGGUCGUUUAAAAAGCGAAGGCAAUUCGCUGAUUGCCAGCUAAAUUCAAAAAACUCUUUCCACUAGCACGAAGAAGCUCAUUUCUACAUUUUGUAAGUCUAUUUUUCUAUACAUGAAUUAAACACCUUUUUAAUAGCGUUUAAAAUCUUGUCAACCUGGCGACGGUUUUUGCCGAGACUACUCUGCAUUCAUGCACUAAACCUGUGAAAUUUGCAUAACUUUAAUUUUCUUUGCAUCAAAUUUUAGUGCCAAGUAGAAUUACGGAACCUUUAUCAACUCUCAACAAUAUUGUGCCGGAAUGAACAAAGAAAUGAUUUGCUUGCCUAUAAGAGAACAGCUCAGACACUUGCAGUACGAAAGCAGGUUACAGUUAUAAGUAACACCACCUCGUUCGCGGAAACGAAAAAACAAUGAAUUUCUCUCAGUCUUCAUGGAUUGGUAAUGAAAGUGAAUGUAAAAGCUUUCUCUUCAAAGCUGUUCCCUUGCAGUAUUCUUCUACCGAUUCAUUUUAUGGUUUGCUUGUCGCAGCAGCAAUUCUUAAUUUGGCCACUUGUCCUUUUACCAUCUUCUUGAAUACUUUGGUUAUGGUAGCCGUGAAAACCAGACGACGACUUCAAACACACCCCAACAUUCUGUUGGCUUGUUUGGCACUUACCGAUCUGAUGGCUGGGCUUGUUGUACAACCCCUUCACACAGCGAAGACUAUUUUCCUCCUCCAAAGGAAAGAUGCUCACGAAUUUUGUAACAUCGAGCUAGCAUUUUCCGUCUCGUUUUUGGUAUUUUCCUUCAUUACCAGUUGUCACCUUCUUUUAAUCAGCGGAGAGCGAUAUCUUGCCAUCAAACAUACCUUCGCCCACGCUACAGUCGUCACUAAAGCUCGUCUGAUCAUGUCCUGUGCUGUGGCGUGGAUUGCAGUGAUGGUAUUCCUUCUUGUUAUAUCGCAUUUCACAAUAAUCUUCUUUAUUUACAAUGCAAUAAUCAUUUUUUCAAUCUUCUUGCUUCACAUUUUUGUUUACAAGGAGGCCCGUCGACACGAAAAACAGAUUCUUUCACAGCGUGUUUCCAUGGAGGCUAGAGAAGAAUUUAAACAGGAGAAGAAAGCUUUAAAACUAACUACGAUAAUACUAGUAACCAUUUUUCUGUGUUGUUUGUCACCGUUGAUUUUCUUGUUUGUUACAUGGCUUCUUUUUAGCCAAGCAUUUCCGCCUCAUGUUAAAGCAUUAGUUCGUCAUCUUGGUCUUGCGCCGGUGUUAAUCAAUUCAUUUCUUAACCCAGUCAUUUACACUGUGAGGAAGAAGGAAUUUCGAGUUGCAUUUAUUGAAAUGCUUUUAAGAAAGAGUUUACAAGACGCGGAAGCAUUUCAUCGGAGACUGUUUGGAUCACGAAACAAUGCUGUGAUACAGCAAAUUGAACAAGAAGGCGGACGACAGGAACAGAAUGCCGAGAAUGAAAAUGCAUCUCACUCUGCUGAAAGGCAACCAUGAAUACAAUCCUGAAGUGCACAUUUCUGGCGAUAACUUCGAGGACAGAAACUCCACCGCUACGACUGCCACCCAGAGCAGGCCUGUUUCUUCAAAUUAACAAACCAGCACAUUCAAAAAAGGGGCAAGAAACAAUAUGGCGAGGGUAGAAGUCUUGCACAUGACAAAAGCAAACAUGAAAAUAGUGCUGAAGGUCUUGUUCCAGGGGCUUGUUUGGAUUUUAAAAGCACUGACUAAGCUUAAACAAAAAGUCUCAAAUGAACAGAACACAAUCAAGAUGACAGAAAACGAGCCACAACAGCAAGUUAGACUAGAGAAAACGGACUGACUACACGUAUAAAGUGUGGGAGGGAAUGUUUUAAGGAACGGAAGCGAGGAUGACAUUGUUUCGAAAAAAAUCGUUAUAUGGUUAGCGAAUAACAAGACAAUCAGAAAUCGUAGAUACUACGCUUUGAACAGUUUGUUCUUAAGUCUUAAUAGGCCUUAUCACGGUUUUUGGGGAUAGGCGAGAGUCAGAAAUUACAGUGUUUGUAUGGUAAUCCGAGUUCUGAAUUGAGUUCUGAACAAAUUAUUGAAAGCAUUGUUAAGAUACUAGAAAAAUGAUUACAUUAACCAAAUUUGAGGGAUUUACCUGAGCUAGAAUACGGCGUCCAGACGCGUUCUUUAUUUUGCAAACAUUUUUCAAUGAUUUUUUCCACGAAUAUGUACGCAGCUUUCAAGUAACGAAACUUCGUUGUCAGUGGACAGUGGUUUGAGCAUGCGUUUUGUAUUUUGAGCCUGCGUAAUGAAUGUUAGUUCCCAAGGUCUCAGUGACCUGACGUAGACAUCGACAACUGACAGUCCAAUGUGUGGAAUGCCAGCAUCGGUAGCAUCGAUAACAAAUAGUUGUAGACAACUAAAUGUCUAGUAAGUGGAAGAGAAUGAACGAACGAACGAACGAA